Medicago truncatula (barrel medic) is the source of this 1530-nucleotide messenger RNA. Its product is annotated as UPF0496 protein At2g18630. The record is from RefSeq and is a predicted model, not a curated record. NCBI's taxonomy places the organism in Eukaryota, Viridiplantae, Streptophyta, Magnoliopsida, Fabales, Fabaceae. The transcript has 2 exons. Bases 193 to 1320 code for a protein of 375 amino acids.
CCUUAGUCUUAACAUCUUCGAAAUUUCCUCAACCAUGUAAUGAAGACCAAUUCUUUGUUUUCCUUUCUUUGACUUUUCGUCUCUCUCACUCUGCAACCUUGCAAUUCAAAGGAAGGAUUCUGAGUGAGUAUAUUCUCACACUUCAGUUCAUACCCAGGGUUUAAGAACUUGGAUCUGAUCUGAGGUAUUAAGAUGGGAGGGAAUUCAAGCAAGAUGAUGAGUGAUGCUAAUGAUUGCACAAAAAUGGGUACUCAUUCUGUGUAUGCAGCUGAUUUAAGCUCAUAUGAAGCUGCAUGUGUUAAAGAUCCAAACUUGCAAAGUUUUGAUGAGAGUAUUAAAGAGCAUACCAAUAGGGUUAUUAGUUCUCUUGCUACUGGUGUUGAGGUUAGGUCUUUAUCUUUCAAUUCACUACGAGAAGUUACUGAUAGUUUACUUGAGAUGAACCAUGAAGUUGUUAAAGUUAUUUUGGAUUGUAAGAGGGAUAUAUGGGGAAACAAGGAUUUGUUCGCGUUGGUUAAUGAUUAUUUUGAUAAUAGUCUUCAGACGUUGGAGUUUUGUAAUUCUCUUGAGAAAUGUUUGAGACGGGCGCGUGAGAAUCAAGUGAUGGUGAAGUCGGUGAUUACUUAUUUUGAGGAAGAGGUGCAAAAUGGGCUUGAAGGGGGGACUUGUGUAAAGACAUUGCAAGAGCUUAGGAAUUUUAAGGAUGCUGGUGACCCUUUUACGGAGGAGUUUUAUUUAUUGUUUCAAUCGGUUUAUACGCAGCAGGCAACCAUGUUGAAGAAAUUGCAAAUCAGAAAGAGAAAGCUUGAUAAGAAAUUGAAAUCUCUCAAGUCAUGGAAGAGGGUUUCGAAUGCAAUUUUUUUGGCUGCUUUUGUUUCGGUGUUGAUUUUCUCUGUGGUUGCAGCUUCUAUUGCUGCUCCUCCAGUUGUAACAGCAUUGGCUGCGGCGUUGGUUGUUCCAUUAGGGUCGGUUGGAAAAUGGUGCAACUCGCUUUUUAAGGGAUAUGAGAAGGCUAUAAAGGGACAAAGGGAAGUAGUUAGCUCAAUGCAGCUUGGUACUUACAUUUCAUUGAAGGAUUUGGACAACAUUCGGGUGCUUACAAACAAAUUGGAACUACAGCUUGAAUCGUUAUUGCAGAAUGCUGAUUUUGCUCUUAAAAACGAGGAUGUGAUAAAGCUUGCAAUCGAUGAAAUUAAGAAGAAUAUAGAAACUUUUUCAGAGACAUUGGAAACUCUAAGUGCAAAUGCUGAUAAAUGCAGUCGACAGAUAAGAAAAGCGAGGACAGUUGUUAUACAAAAUAUAAUCAAAAGACCUGAUUAAGAUAAGGUUUUUGAAUUGUUUUAUUGAUUAGUUUCUCUUGAUGUCAAGGCUACAAUUAUGAAGUAUGAUUCAACACCUAGAUUAUAGCUUCAAUAAGAUGCCUUUUAUAAAGAGAAAUGAAGAAAUAACUUGUGUAGAACAUUUAUAUAUUUAUAUAUAUAAUAUAGCCCUCAUGUAUAGAUAUUUGGACUAUACAUACAUAGUUACAAA